This is a messenger RNA of Emericellopsis cladophorae, 512 nucleotides long. RefSeq lists its product as uncharacterized. Lineage: Eukaryota; Fungi; Ascomycota; Sordariomycetes; Hypocreales; Bionectriaceae. The record is from RefSeq and is a predicted model, not a curated record. Gene Ontology annotation, molecular function: 3'-5' DNA helicase activity; nucleic acid binding; four-way junction helicase activity. The annotation marks the transcript as partial. Gene Ontology annotation, cellular component: chromosome; cytoplasm. The transcript has a single exon. Gene Ontology annotation, biological process: double-strand break repair via homologous recombination.
GCCUUCAAGAAGGCACGCCUCCGUUCGAGGCCGCAGGCCACGGAGACGGAGCUCGUGGCCGCGGCGCGCACGCUCUACAACGAUCCGCGCCUACAACUCCGCAGGCCAGGGCAGCGAGAGGCCAUCCUGGCAGCGCUGGGCACGCAGUCCGCGGAGCAGGUGGUCGUCGUGCUCGCCACAGGCUCGGGCAAGACGCUCCUCGCCAUGACCGCGGCCGUCCUCGAGGGCGCCGGUACGACGAUCCUCAUCCUGCCGACGGUAGCGCUCCGGGGUCAUAUGCUAGAGCGGCUCCGCGCGGCCGGUAUCCCGGCGCUCGUCUGGGCGCCGGGCGAGUCGAGCGUAGCGCCCCUCGUCGUCGCGUCGGCCGAGGCCGCCUGCACUCGGAGCUUCCUCGACUACGCCCUCCGGCUCGAGGGUCGGCAGCGGCUCGACCGCAUCGUGGUCGACGAGUGCCACCUCACGCUCACGGCGGCCGCCUUCCGCAAGAGCAUGCUACAGCUAGGCGCGCACGU